This is a messenger RNA of Morchella importuna, 306 nucleotides long. RefSeq lists its product as uncharacterized. The transcript has a single exon. The record is from RefSeq and is a predicted model, not a curated record. NCBI's taxonomy places the organism in Eukaryota, Fungi, Ascomycota, Pezizomycetes, Pezizales, Morchellaceae. The coding region runs from base 1 to 306 and encodes 101 amino acids.
AUGUCCUCAAAACCCACAAGCACAAGUCGGUCCUCCCGCCACGCCAGCUCCCCCCUCAUGGCCUCCAUCUUCUCCCUCUUCAGCCUCAAUCUCUUUACCUACAUCCUCUCCUACCUCAGCUGGGCUUCGCGGGUGCUCGCGCUGCGGUGGCGGCGCCUCAAGGAUGCGCUAUUUUACGAGAUGAUGCUGCUGCUGCUGCAGCCGAAUCCGGUGGUGCUGCUACUCAUGUGGCCCGGAUGGAUUGCAGUUGCGGGGGUGUGGUGGUGGUGGGGUAGGGAUGGGGGUGUGGCGCCGGUGGGAGUGUAA